This is a messenger RNA of Plasmodium vivax (malaria parasite P. vivax), 885 nucleotides long. RefSeq names its product U6 snRNA-associated Sm-like protein LSm8, putative. Bases 409 to 696 code for a protein of 95 amino acids. Gene Ontology annotation, cellular component: precatalytic spliceosome; U6 snRNP; U4/U6 x U5 tri-snRNP complex. Gene Ontology annotation, biological process: mRNA splicing, via spliceosome. Gene Ontology annotation, molecular function: RNA binding. The transcript is spliced from 4 exons. The record is from RefSeq and is a predicted model, not a curated record. Lineage: Eukaryota; Apicomplexa; Aconoidasida; Haemosporida; Plasmodiidae.
AAAAUUGCCAACACCUUUUGAAACGCGUUGAAGAGCCCAUCUUCAUAAUAUCAGGACUGCAACACGUUGGGCGUCUCCAAGUCUGUUACUUUUAGGAGGAAGCAUCCAGUGGGAUUUAUUUUCACUCGUUUGUAAAAUUGCGAAGGUGAAGCUUGGCGGCAGUUCUGAAGUUUGUUUGGCUUAACCGCAAUAACGUAGAGGAAGAAAUCUCCAACCAGAGUUCGCACAGCACAAAGCAGGAUAGGGAAGUUAACCCCACGUAUGUGAAUGCACAGCUGCGUAACGCUUCUACGGAACACUUCUCCGCAGGUGACUUUCCCCGCUUAGGCUGUAGAAGUGUUAAACCUGUAUUUGUCCCCACGGCAUUAAGCUUCACCCCCCCUUGGAGAAUCACACAACUGCGCAACCAUGACGUCUAUAAACAUCGAAUCGUACUUAGAAAACGAAAUAUUAGUCAUAACGAAUGAUAGUCGAAUUUUUACCGGCAAACUGAAAGGCUUCGACCAGACGACCAACAUCAUCCUUGGCAAUUGCUACGAGAGGAUUUACAAAGAGUCGCUGGAGAAAAUCAGCUUGGGCCUGUACAUCAUACGAGGGGACACCGUAACCCUAAUUGGCGAGAUCGACGAGGAUGUCGAUAAGAACAUUCUACACCACAAGAUAAAACCAGAGACGUUGAAACCGAUCGUACAUUAAGAGUUAUCCCUGAUGAUGUGGCCGUUCUUACCUAAUCGCCUAGGUAUCGCAGGAACGGCCUUGUAGAACUGUUGGGUGAUUCGACAAAUUUUUGUUAAGUCGUAUUAGGGCUGGACAACCAGUUCGUGCCGCCAUCCGGGUCACGGCAUAAUAGUACAGUUUGAUGGGGAGUAAAUGACCCGAGUGGCG